AUGGAUAUCAUGCCUUCCUACAACUUCCUUUUGGGAAGACCUUGGAUCCAUCAAGCUGGAGCAGUACCGUCUACACUGCACGAGAAAGUCAAGUUUGUCAUCGAUGGGGCUCUGCCGUUGAAUCUCCGUUCAAGGACCGGUGGAACACCGCCCCCGGAACUGCCAACGCCGGUCACAAGGCUUCUUUCAUGCAAAAACGCUGGCAAGAUAAUAUUCCAAGAAUACAGAGUUUUUGCCAUUGAUCUUAGUAAACGGGUUAAGCAGAGUCUUCACUCACAUAUGGCUGAUUUGGUUCAAAGACUAUCCAAGAAAAGGAGCGUGGAAAAGGAAAAGGAAAAAGAUAUGGAAAAGGGUCAAAAACACAUUGAUCAACUUAGCAACCUACCAGACUCCAUUAUUUGCCACAUCCUUUCCUUUCUCCCCACCAAAUUGUCAGUUGCCACCAGUACCUUGUCAAAGCGAUGGAAGCAUUUAUGGACUGCUGUUCCCGUCCUCUCCUUCAGUUCAGCUGAAUUCAUUGGUACAUUGGGCAGCUUUGUGGAUUCUAUAGGUAAGUUUUUAACCAACUGUCAAGCUCAAAAUGUGUACCAGUUUACCAUAGACUUUAAACCUUUCUUGGAAGUGGAUGAAGAGCAUCUGGGUACAUGGGUUGCUGCUGCAGUAGAAAGGAAUGUUCAAGAGCUGAAACUCAGCCUCAAUUUUUCACAUGUACCAACGGUUAGACUGCCUGGUCGUUUAUUUGCUUGCAGAACACUCGUAUCUCUCAAGCUGAUUGAUAAUAUUUUCAUCGAUCUCCCUGAAAAUGUUUGUUUACAAAAUCUAAGGACUCUGCAACUGGAGCGAUUACACUACGCAAAUGAAGGGUCUUUCAACAUCCUACUUUCUGGUUGUCCAGUUCUUGAGGACUUGGUUGUUGAGAGGAUUUUGGAUGAUGGGAUUCUUGAUAUGGUCAUCAAUGUUGCUUCAUUGAAGAGACUGAAUCUGAAGAAUUAUGAAGCUAAUGAUCACGGUUUACUGAUCAGCGCUCCGCUCUUGGAAAGGAUAGAGCUGUCGCAGAAGAAUUUUAAUGUUUUGAAUUUUCAGAUAGAUUCUUCCAGCUUGGUGGAAGCAAUCAUAGAUAUCCAUGUAACAUGUGAGCCCAUUGAAGCGUUCGCUAAUCUUGAAUUUCUUUCUUUAUCAGAAUAUGCCUUAUUUAGUAUGGCGUUUCAUGAGUUCCAUAAUCUGGUAUGCCUGGAAACUACAACAAGCUGUGCAAAUUGGGAUGAUCUGGAAGAGUUGCUUCACGGCUCAAACAAUCUCAAGACUUUGGUAUAUCACAUUGAAGUACCAAUACUCCACAGGGGUCACAACUGUGAUAAGUCAUUUUCGAAGACUGUUCCGGUGUGUGUGUCUGCGAGUUUGAAGGCCCUUAAACUGACGGGAUUCAUCAAUCAAAACUGUUACUGGACAUUCAUUCAAUAUAUGCUGAAGAACGCCAAAUUCUUGGAGGAAGUGAAGAUCAGGACUUCCUCGAUGUUGAAGAAACGACGCAGGCAUAUUAGAAACAUGUUGAACUGCCCUAGGGCCUCAACAGAAUGCCAGAUUCGUUUUUUCUUGGACUCGACAGACGAAGAAUAUCGGUUCUGA
Molecule: messenger RNA, 1626 nt
Organism: Hibiscus syriacus
Lineage: Eukaryota; Viridiplantae; Streptophyta; Magnoliopsida; Malvales; Malvaceae
Product: FBD-associated F-box protein At5g60610-like
Exons: 3
Coding region: 1-1626 (541 amino acids)
Molecular function (GO): protein binding
Source: RefSeq, a predicted model, not a curated record